UCGAUCUGCCACUCUCCCUCGCCAUAAUUGAAAGGGGAAAGAUCUCGGAUCGUCGGAGUAGUAGGUGCCAUUUGACCACCACCAGCACCACCACGAUCUCUAGAUUCCGGCGAGAUGAACGAUCUGAUGACAGAUUCGUUCGUCGGCGCCGCUGGGGCGGCGCAGGCGCAGCAAGGCGGCGGAUCCGCCUCCGCCGCCGCCGCCAGCGGCGACCACGGCGCGGAGAAGCUGCAGGCGUUCCUGGCGGAGGCGGAGGCGGCCAAGAACGAGAUGGCGGCGCUGCGGGACGAGCUCUCCCAGCUCCAAUCCGCGCACGAGGCGUCCAAGUCCCUCUUCCGCCCCGGCUCGUCGCGAGCCGCCACGCAGGCCGCGCUCGUCCGCCUCCUCGGCUCCGCCCGCCGCCUCCGCACGCGCCUGGCGUCCAUGGACCGCCGCGCGCCGGCCCCCGCCGCGCAGGCCACCGCGGGGCUCCGCGGGCGCCUCCAGGACCUCACCGCCGGUGUCCAGACGCUCCGGCGCCAGGUCUCGUCCGACCGCCGCGGGGACGCGGCCCGCCGGUACCUCGCCGUGGCCGGCGAGGCCCCCACCGAGGAGCAGCUGGACCGUCUCGUCGCCAGCGGCGGAGCGGGGGGCGCCGACGUGGACGAGGCGAUGCGGGCCGCCAUGCUGUCGUCCUCGGAGGCCGCGGAGGUGGAGGGCGGCCUCCUGGAGGUGCAGCAGCUGUUCCUCGACAUGGCCGCGCUGGUGGAGUCCCAGGGCCCGCGGCUGGAUGACAUCGAGGGGCAAGUCGCGGCGGCGGCGCAGGACGUGGGCGCCGCCGAGGGCGAGCUGCUGGACGCCCGGCAGAUGCAACUCGCGGCAAGGCGGAGGAAGAUGUGGCUGGGUGCGGGGAUCGCCGUGUUUCUGCUCGUCGUCCUCGCCGUGGCGGCCGUCAUGGUGGCUCUCGCUCUGGCGCGGCAAAACGGCGGCAGUGUGCAGCUCGCCGGUGCCGGCCUGUCUGACUUGAUGGAUUUACCUCUGUAGGUGUGUUUGGUUUUCAUGGGUAGUGGCUUGUGAGUCCGUUUGUGAGGCGGGAUGGCGCCAUUGCGUGCCAAGAACUUGUUUGUUGCGGUAACUCGUUGGUGAAGUUGCAGAGUGGGUGCUCAAUGCCGCCAUUGCGUGCGAAGAAUUGUUUGCGACCAAUGACGAC
Messenger RNA from Lolium perenne, 1189 nucleotides. Its product is annotated as syntaxin-111-like. Gene Ontology annotation, biological process: exocytosis; intracellular protein transport; vesicle fusion. Gene Ontology annotation, molecular function: SNARE binding; SNAP receptor activity. Lineage: Eukaryota; Viridiplantae; Streptophyta; Magnoliopsida; Poales; Poaceae. The record is from RefSeq and is a predicted model, not a curated record. Gene Ontology annotation, cellular component: endomembrane system; plasma membrane; SNARE complex.